This is a messenger RNA of Cuculus canorus (common cuckoo), 3179 nucleotides long. RefSeq names its product solute carrier family 48 member 1 (gene SLC48A1). The transcript is spliced from 3 exons. Gene Ontology annotation, cellular component: lysosomal membrane; plasma membrane. Gene Ontology annotation, molecular function: heme transmembrane transporter activity; heme binding. Bases 61 to 504 code for a protein of 147 amino acids. Lineage: Eukaryota; Metazoa; Chordata; Aves; Cuculiformes; Cuculidae. The record is from RefSeq and is a predicted model, not a curated record. Gene Ontology annotation, biological process: heme transport.
UCGACCCGAAGCGGGCGUGGUCAGUGUGGUGGGCGUGGCCUGUGGCGCGGGCCGGCGGCGAUGGCGGUGAGCAGGGCCGUCGCCCUCCGCUUGGCCUACGCUGCAGCCGGCGCCCUCAUGGGGUUCUCGGCCUUCUUCACCUGGAGUCUGGCGCCCGCCUUCCGGCAACCCGCCACGGCGGCGGCGGGGGGGCUCUCGGGUGUUCUGGCGCUCUGGGCCCUAAUCACGCAUGUGAUGUAUGUGCAGGAUUACUGGAGGACCUGGUUAAAAGGGCUGAGGUUCUUCCUCUUCAUUGGGAUUCUCUUCUCAGCUCUCUCCGUGGUGGGAUUCUGCACAUUCCUCGUCCUGGCCAUCACCAAGCACCAGUCCCUGACUGAUCCCAGAAGCUACUACCUGUCGUGCGUCUGGAGUUUCAUCUCCUUGAAAUGGGCCUUCCUGCUCAGUUUGUACGCAUACCGGUACAGGAAUGAGUUUGCGGACAUCAGUAUCCUCAGUGACUUCUAACACUUGGACCUCAAUCCUGUCCAAAGGUGCUGGAUGUCUGAAUUGCCCCUAAAGACAUGGUACACGCAAGAGAUGUGCAAAAGGUGGAGAAGGAACCCACACAGGGCUGCUUGGUUUGUUUGUCUGCAAUAGGGGUUUUUCCUAAUUGCUUUUACUUCACUAUUUAAAGUUCGGCUAACGAUGUCAAUUCUAGUCUGUCUGUAACUUCCCUGGGAGUCUUUGUGUCUGGUAGUGAGGUGAAAGAUCAUCAGGCCUAGAUCUACUCUGUGUUGCCGGGAAGUCCAGGAGAGCUUUCAAGUGGGGAGGAGUUUCGGGGCCUUCCAGGAGCAUCUUGUCCUGGUGCGUGCAUCACUGGGUGCGUGUGGCAAAGAGCCCUGCUGCAUGGCAGCCGGCUCCUUUUGCACUGCUCAAAGAGAGGGAUGAGCCUUUCACCGUGGCAGGAGGUCCUUACAGCCCUUCCAGCCAGUUCCCUGCAUCUUCCAAUGUUUUCUUUUGACACGCUGUAUGCGAGGUCAGCGCUCCCCGAUGGUCUGGAUGAGCCCCAGCAGCAGAGAAGCACGAGUCAUCUCGUGGCUCUGUCAGAGGAGAACGCUGGGUCUGGCUGCUCUCCAGGAUCCUUUUAGAAAGGAACUUAAUACCAUACUUAACCCUUGCGUUUGUAGCAUGUAGAAUCACGUGUCUGGGUGAAAGACACGCUGGGCAAAGGCUCCUUGAACCUCGAGAGAAACGAGAAUGCGAUUAUUCUAAGAAAUAGAAUUUCUAGACAGUGCUGUGUUUCUUCGGCUUUGCUCAGCACACCUGUAACGGGCAGCAGGAUGAGAGAGAGGAGGAGAGGUGGGACUCGGAAAUAAGAAAGGUGUCCAGUCUGCUUGCAGCUUGUGUACCGAGUGCUGCUGGCACAACCGUGGAUGAAAUGCUGGGCAUUCUUGCGGGAAUUAGGAGGGGACAGAGCUGCAUUCAUGGGCUGGGAUGCUGGGAAUGACUGAGCUUGGCCUGCAUCUCAUCUGGGCACUGCAUGGCUCUGACAAACCCGAACCCUGAGGGAGUUUAGUUACCUCUCUAAUCCCUGGGCUUUCCUCACUGCCAGCAGCUUGAAACCUUCAAGCACUUGCACCUUUCCUUGUGCAGUGUAUGCACUUCAGAUCAGCUACAGGCUUUAGGUUGCUGCUCUGGCAGAAUCCAGGCUGGUAUUUUGCCAUGUCGGGCUGACGAUGCUGACUACUGCAAACUGGAGAUGGCAACUUGUAUGAAUAUUUCUGCAGGUGGUUGAGAAGAGAAGCAGGAGAAGCCCUUUUCCCUUUGCCAGCCGGUGGAAGGUGAGCAAGGGAGGAGUUUGGAAGUUGUCCCACUGCUUUUCUGGGUGCUUCCAGAGCCUUCCCUGAAGUGCCUUUCUGGUAGCAGAGGGUGGGUGGUGGGACCUGCUCAAGGGUUUGUCACCAACAAGUGGAAGGCCAUACAUGCUUUCAUGUCAGCCCAGUUUUCUCUUGGGCCACACACAGCUCCCAGCCCAUGUUUGUGCAGUGUCUUGGAGUUGUCCUUUUGGUUACCUUCUCCUCGCUGUGUGUCUGACUUAGCUAGGAUGAAAUCCCUCUCCAUACUCAGAGGCUCCAUCCACACCUUUGCUGCUCUGUGUUUGGCUUUGGCAGAUGAGUGGUUCAAGCACACAGUGAUUCAAUUGAGCUGCUGAGGGUAGUUUGGAAGCAUUUGAGAACCCAUGUUGAUAGCAUUCCUUGGUUUCUUGGGUAGGAAGAUCCUCAAGUGCCCUAACUGGAUCAAGGAAUACCUUUGGGUCACCUUGUGAACUGAGGUUGUAGCCAGCUUUUGCCAGGGGAGUCCCUGACCCCAGACAAAAGUUGUGAACAUGAAAUGUGCUUACUUGUGAGAUUAAUACUCAGGCUUUUAAAUACUGAAAUCUCCCUUGCUGCUGAUGCUGGGCUGCCAGGGCACCUGGCAGGGGAUGGAUGAGCUCACUGGCUUCUCUGCACAAAGCCGUGGUGCCUGCUGUGGAGUUUGCAGGUGGUUUUAGCAUCGGUUGUUUCACUAAACCACCUCUCACCCUGUGUUUCCCUGAAACGACGCUGUCCACGCAUUUGCUGUGCUGCUGCGAGCCUCAGUGCUGAUAACCACCAGGUCGUGGUGUCCUUGGGAUGCAGGAAUCCUGACACCGUGCAGGCUGAUGGAGUUCUACCACUGCCUUAGAGCAAAGCAAUUGUCCCUGUGUGUCCCUAAAUUACAGUGUCCUGUCUGCUCACUGCUCUCAGCAGCACAGUGGGGGCUCCUUGCUUGGGCUCAUGUUCUGAUUCCGAUCACCUUUGAGAUUUUAAAAUUCUAUUUUUGUGAUUGUAAAAUUUACCUACAAACAGCUCACAGAAUCCAUUCUUUCUUCCCCCCCCCCCGCCCCUUUCCUCCCUGGGACGUGUUUUAGCUCUGGAAUUUAUACUUGCAUCUCAGCUUUUUAAAAAAGAUCGUGUGUGUAAAUAUAUAAUAUAUUUUUACAUAGUUUCUGUUUCGUUUGCACGCUCAGUGUAAGGUUUGGCCCUGAGGUGGGCUGAUUGGAUUCACAGUGGGGGUCGUUUGUGUGUAUCUCAAUGUCUCCUUGUACUAAACUGCACUAUAACUUGUACAUGACACCACAGUAAGAGCAGAAAUACAGCCAUCUUUCUCACCAAACCGGU